CCCAUCUAAUAUGCACUUGAUAGAAAAACACGAUUAGGGUUUUCACGUGCAAAUAGAGGCAAGAGAGAGAACACCUAUUUCCUCCGCCGUUGACAGAAUCCGUUUGGGAUCUCAUAGCGUUCGUUGUCAUGGAUCAAGUGUCGGUGCCUGUUUCUCUUCAUUCACUUGCUCCAUCUAUUCCCUCACUUAAUGGAACAAAUUUCUCAGAUUGGAGUGAGCAAGUUCAGUUUCACCUUGGUGUCCUGGAUCUUGAUUUAGCACUCCGAACUGACAAACCUGCUGCUCUUACGAAUACAAGCAGCACUGAGGAAAAAUCUCUCUAUAAUGCCUGGGAGAGAUCGAAUAGAUUGAGCAUGAUGUUUAUGCGAAUGACUAUAAUGAGCAACAUAAAGACUGGCCUUCCUCAAGCUGAAACUGCUAAGGAAUACUUGAAAAAUAUUGAGACUCGUUUCAAGACUGCUGACAAGUCUCUUGCUGGGACAUUAAUGGCUGAGCUUACCACCAAGAAAUUUGAUAGUAUGCGAAGCAUGCAUGAGCAUGUCCUUGAAAUGACUAAUAUAGCAGCAAAGCUAAAGACUCUUGGAAUGAAUGUGGAUGACUCAUUUCUUGUUCAAUUUAUUUUGAACUCCUUGCCUCCUCAGUAUGGGCCAUUUCAAAUCAACUAUAAUGCUAUUAAGGACAAAUGGAAUGUUGAUGAAUUGGCCACAAAACUCGUUCAAGAGGAGGGAAGGCUUAAGCAGCAAGGAGAACAUUCCGUUCAUUUAGUAAGUCAAGGAGCUGAAAGAAAAUUUGGAAGAAAGCCUGGAAAGGGCAAGAAAAGAGGAUCACCCAAGGUGAAUGGACCUGCUAAUGCUACUCAGGCUCAUGAUAAGGAACAUAAAAGUGAUUUUAUGUCGCUUCUGUAGGAAGCCUGGGAAUUAUCAAAAGAAUUGCCAGAAAUUCAAG
Molecule: messenger RNA, 945 nt
Organism: Malus domestica (apple)
Lineage: Eukaryota; Viridiplantae; Streptophyta; Magnoliopsida; Rosales; Rosaceae
Source: RefSeq, a predicted model, not a curated record